Leptinotarsa decemlineata (Colorado potato beetle) is the source of this 650-nucleotide messenger RNA. RefSeq names its product phosphomevalonate kinase. Gene Ontology annotation, cellular component: cytoplasm. NCBI's taxonomy places the organism in Eukaryota, Metazoa, Arthropoda, Insecta, Coleoptera, Chrysomelidae. Gene Ontology annotation, biological process: cholesterol biosynthetic process; isopentenyl diphosphate biosynthetic process, mevalonate pathway. Gene Ontology annotation, molecular function: phosphomevalonate kinase activity. The record is from RefSeq and is a predicted model, not a curated record.
AGAAAUACUGUGACUACACUGUCAGUCUCUACUCUUUGUAGACCACAAAACAUUGGUUCUGUAAUCUGUGUAGAAGUGUUUUUUUUUAUGAAUCUUCAAACUUGUUUAUUGUUCUAAUGGAUAAACCAGAAAUAAUUAUUUUAGUUAGUGGAAAAAGAAAGUCUGGUGAAGAAAAAUGUUCCAUCAUUCGAAUAUCAGAACCAUUGAAGAAAUUGUACUCUGAGAAACAUAAUUUAGAUGGAGCAGAAUUAAUGACUGAUGGCCCAUAUAAAGAGAAAUACAGAUUGGACAUGAUAAAUUGGAGUGAUGAGGUCAGGAAAGAAGCACCUGGUUACUUUUGUCGAGUUGCAUGUGAAGCACCUUCUAAAGCUGUUUGGAUAGUUAGUGAUAUAAGAAGAAAAUCUGAUAUAGCCUGGUUUCGAGAUACAUAUACAAAUAAAAUCAAAACCGUCAGAAUUUCAGCUGACGUUGAAGUACGAAAAAGCAGGGGCUGGAAGUAUACAGAAGGUGUGGAUGAUGUGGAGUCAGAAUGCAAUUUAGAUGAUUUUAAUGAUUGGGAUAUUCAGAUUUCCAACAAUAGCACUGAAGAAUGUGAAUUUGCAGUCUCAUUAUUAAUUUCAACCAUUUCUAAAGAGUGUCGUUUUGUAUAA